This is a messenger RNA of Trichoplusia ni (cabbage looper), 2362 nucleotides long. Its product is annotated as transmembrane protease serine 9-like. Gene Ontology annotation, biological process: proteolysis. Lineage: Eukaryota; Metazoa; Arthropoda; Insecta; Lepidoptera; Noctuidae. The transcript is spliced from 12 exons. Bases 597 to 2165 code for a protein of 522 amino acids. The record is from RefSeq and is a predicted model, not a curated record. Gene Ontology annotation, molecular function: serine-type endopeptidase activity.
UGCUCUUAGCAUUUACGAUAAUUUGAAUUGUCCUAUAUUUAAGGUCCUAUAUAUUGUUUAUUAUACUGAGAUUACGAUUUCUAUUUCAAAGAUAUGUUGCCCAACACAGACAAAGAUAUUAUUUUUCAACUAUUAUGUUUAUUUAUUAUUAUACGGCGUAAGGAUUAUAUUUACGGAUGGCAAAUUGGUAUUCGAAUUAUAUUCCUUGGUUCAUUGAUCCCACAAAUAAUUAUUUAUGUUAGGCCAUGAAUCCGAUCCAAUUCCAAUAUGAAUGCAGCAAAAACAAAAACCAUCCAUCGAAUAUUCCUUUUCGGGUUUACCGGACGGAAUGGUUGUCAUAUUUUAUCAAGCUCGUUUGUGUUGGACAGCAAAUGUCAGUCCCCUACAAAAAGAGAAAAAGCUCUGUUAUCUUUUUAACCUAAUGUAGAGCGUCAGUGUAAAAAUAUUAUAAAGGCGCCGAGUCAAGAGCCCGAAGCAUUUUGCAAAGCGACUCCUUGCGGAUAGCACACGCCCGCGACGCGCACUUACUAAACGUUACAUUCUUCUUGUCGAUACUUUAAAAUUUGUGUGAAUGUCAUAAUUAGUAAAUCAGUAAGAUGUUAGGGACCAAAUUAACCAUAUUUUGGUUGGGAUUGUUAGCGUUGAGCUACGGGAGUGUCUCAGAUGUCCAGAAUGAUGGAUUCUCGGAGUCUGAUGGCGGGUUGUACACCGACGAUGCGGUUAUUUUGAAUGUUUAUUCGGGACGGGCGAAGCGAGAUAUUUCGAACUCCACGCGCGAUGGUAGACAGAUAUUGCUCCUACGACCGAGACAGCAGGCUGUUGGUGCGUAUGGUAUGGAUUGUAAAACGACUCUUGGAAAGAAAGGAAGCUGCAAGAGUUUCCGCGACUGCUACCCAUUGUUCAAGGUCGCUGACCUUUCUGGUUGGGACGGCUGGGUGAUGGGCCACUAUGACACUUGUAGCUACGUCAACAAUGACAACAAUGAGGUGUUUGGUGUGUGUUGUACGGAACCAGUGGGUACACCACCGCAGCAGGAACCUGAUGUGCAACGAUUCGGCUAUAUACAACCACCUAUACCUGUACAUUUUCCACCUGCACCUCUGUCUGGGCUCUCCGGUGGAGUUCUGUCUGCUCUGACACGCUGGUCCUACGGAGACAGCAGCGUCCGGCAGAUCCCCGCGCAGUGGCCGCCAGCGAUACCCACGCACCCACCUGAUCACACGCCAGCCACGCAUCCGCCUUCCCUAGUUGCAGGGGUUACAACAAAGCCACCGAAUAGCUAUCCCACUACUUCGACCACUUGGGCUACGAAGCCUCCCAGUACAACUAAACAGACCUGGGCACCGGCGUAUCCAACGAAACCAUCCGUACCUGCAGCAGCUGUAGAUGGUUCCUGCGGCAGAAAGAACGGACCUCAGACAUAUGAAAGCACGUACCAAGACGAAGAGCGUAUUGUUGGUGGGCAUAAUGCGGAGCUGAACGAGUGGCCGUGGAUCGUGGCGCUGUUCAACGCCGGUCGCCAGUUCUGUGGAGGUUCUCUCAUGGAUGACCGGCAUGUGCUUUCUGCAGCGCAUUGUGUGGCACAUAUGACAUCUUGGGAUGUUGCCCGUCUAACAGCUAGACUUGGAGAUUACAACAUAAGAACGAACACUGAAACGCAACAUGUUGAGAGAAAAAUCAAGAGAGUUGUGAGGCAUCGAGGUUUCGACAUGCGUACUUUGUACAAUGACGUCGCCGUUUUAACACUGGAUCAGCCAGUCAGUUUCACGAACAAUAUUCGUCCAAUCUGCCUACCUUCUGGCGGUCGAGCCUCAUAUCAGGGCAAAGUCGCAACGGUCAUUGGCUGGGGAAGUUUGCGGGAGAGCGGUCCUCAGCCCUCCGUUCUUCAAGAAGUGUCGAUUCCGAUUUGGUCGAACCAGGAAUGCCAGUUGAAGUAUGGCGGCGCGGCUCCCGGCGGCAUCGUAGAGCACAUGCUGUGCGCUGGUAAAGCUAGCAUGGACUCUUGUAGUGGUGAUAGUGGUGGCCCCCUGAUGGUGAAUGAGAACGGUCGCUGGACGCAAGUAGGUAUUGUAUCGUGGGGCAUCGGUUGCGGUAAAGGCCAGUACCCCGGUGUGUACACACGCGUCACUUACUUCAUGCCUUGGAUCCAGAAGAACUCCCAAUAGUGGGUAUACAAGAAGGAUAAUUUCGAAAUCAAUUUGACUAUUGUUCGGUAAUUAAUUUUAACGGUCAAUUAUUUUGAGAAAAUCAACUAGUAAACCUUGUUUUUCUCAACUGAUUGCAAAAUAAAAAUACAUUUUAAGCGUAUGGAAAUUGUGCCAAUUUAUUUUAAGGUUCUGAAUUAAAUAAAAAAUUAACAACA